AUGUUUUAUUUCUGCCCGAUGGCAAUCGUGGUUGUUCUUCAAUCCAUGCAUAAAUACGUUCCCGUUCUGUAUAUCUAUCACAUGCCGAAUUCAUCGAUAAUGUGGAUGGACCAGAACACUCCGGCGUUGGAUCCUUCGUGUCUGAUUGCAGCUAUAAGGUUCGACUAUACAGCGUUCAUUGCCGUAACCGCCUAUCAAAACAAUGAAGUGACUCAACUUAAAAUCUCUCACAAUCCUUUUGCAAAAGGUUUCCGUGAAGGAUCAGAACGAGACCGAAAACGAGCGUCGACCAGCCCACUUUUCAUCGAGCCAUCACCAAAACGGAUUUCACCAAUGGCUUCGGAAUCGAAGGUAAAAUGUGAAACUCCUUCAGGAAGCCCAUUUCUGUUCCCAUGGCAAGCACCCAUGGCAGAUCCAAACUCUCCAAGAACUAAUGAGGGUCUUCCAAUGCCAUGGUAUAACUAUUAUCAUCAUCCAUUCUAUCCACCAUUCCAUGCAACAUUACCCUGUUACUAUCCUUAUAUGUCAAGUUGCUAUCCUACGACAACUCCAGAAUGUUAA
Molecule: messenger RNA, 561 nt
Organism: Cooperia oncophora
Lineage: Eukaryota; Metazoa; Nematoda; Chromadorea; Rhabditida; Trichostrongylidae
Source: the annotation of a GenBank genome assembly